Messenger RNA from Rotaria sordida, 990 nucleotides. The record is from the annotation of a GenBank genome assembly. NCBI's taxonomy places the organism in Eukaryota, Metazoa, Rotifera, Eurotatoria, Philodinida, Philodinidae.
AUGCUCUGUAUUCAUGAAAAUUCGAAUGAAUGUCCAUGUCCAAAUGAAGAUGUUCCACCAGGUGUUACACAAUCAUCAAUGGUUAGCCUUGCUUCACAUGAUAAAUCAACAUCUAUGUCUCCAUUACAAACUUUAACUGAUGAAGAUUCUUCUAUACCAUCAUUCUCAUUAGGUAAUGAUAAAAGUUGUUCAAAGGAGAACGAAUAUAACCAUUCUUCUUAUAUAUCAUUUGCUGAAGUAUUGAAAGAGAAUUAUCAAUUAAAAAAACAAAUACAAUUUUAUAAAUCUCAAUGGAUGCCGAAACCUACGAGUUCGGAAGCGCAAGCUUCUUCUAAAUUUACUCAAUCAGUUGAUGUUAUCUCAACAAAUUCCAUUAAAACAAUGGAAAAAAAAUCGAAACGUAAACGAAAACAAGAAAAAAUUCGUCGUCGUUUGAAAUUAACAAAGAAACAAUUAAAAGAAUGCAAACAUGACAUUGAUAUUAGAAGAACUUGCCGAGCAAUUACAAAAUGUUUAUAUUCUGAUAUUCAUAUACAAGCUUCUAUGUCUAUUUCACGGAUGUCAAAUCAACAAAAAUCUGAUAUUAGAGAAUAUGCUAAAAUGCUACAUCCGGAUCAACGUCAUGAUGGUAUUUCACAAAAAGUAGUUGAGUUAGUGAAAAGUAUUAUUGAGAAAGCAUUUGAUAAUAAAAAAACUCAUGAGAAAAGAUUAGAAAAUCGUCAGCAUGAUCAAACGAAAAAACAAGCAACAAUAGAAAUUGAAAAGAUAGCAACCACAUCAGAACAAAAAUAUGUAGAAACAUUACAAAAUAAAUACAAAAGAACAUUAGACUUAAAAUUACAAUUAAAUAAAUUAGAAAAGAGAUUAUUUGAAAAUAUGCCACCACUAUCGCUUAACAUCUUCGAUAAAUUACAAUUACAUGCAAAAGAAGUUAAAUCAGAUAAUAAUCAGUUGAAAUCACUUCGAAAACAAUGGACAAAUAGAUUAUGA